UCAUGUCUCUCUGGAUGGCGCCACAUACGCUACAGCUGAAAAACAUGGAAACUGAAAAACAACACGAUAAGAAAGUAGUGAAUGAAGGCAAAUUGGCUAGCUAUAGACGGACGCAGGCUACUCUAGGAACUGGAAUAGAAAAAACUAAAGAUUGGAAAGAAUUGAAAAAACAAAGAAAGGCAUGGAAGGAGAUGAAAGUGAUCGAAAAGUUAGAAAAGGCAAAAAAGUUGAAGGAUGAAGAGGUGAAGCAGCGACAGAAAGAGGAGGAGCAGGCGAGGACCCAAGCUGAAAUUGGAAGGCAUUUCACAGUUAGCAUUGCAUUGCCUGGAUCCAUUCUGGAUAAUGCUCAGUCACCUGAACUACGAACCUAUCUGGCUGGCCAGAUCGCUCGCGCAGCCGUAAUCUUCAACGUCGAUGAGAUCGUCAUAUACGAUGAAGACGCCGGACCAGAAAGCGGUCGGGCACGCAGCGUCGAGGGAGAGUUCAGCGGAGUGAAGAAACAUGGCGAGGCGAGCGUACAGCUGGGACGCAUCCUGCAGUACCUGGAGUGCCCGCAGUACCUGCGCAAGCACUUCUUCCCGCAGCACAGGGACCUGCAGUACGCGGGUCUGCUCAACCCGCUCGACUGUCCGCACCACAUGCGCGCGAACGAGGAGUCCGACUACAGGGAGGGCGUCGUUGUCUCGCGGCCCGUCAAGCCCGGCCGCGGAUCGUUCGUACACGUCGGACUCGUGAAGGAGGUGCAGGUGGAUCGCUUGCUGCAAGCUGGUCUGCGGGUGACCGUGGAGCUCGACAAGACGCAGACGACAGAGACGAGGGCGAGCAGGGGCCGCGUCGUUUCCCCGGCGACGCCGCGUCUCGUGCGAGGCCUCUACUGGGGCUACGGCGUGCGUCUCGCCUCUGGUCUCGGCACCGCGCUCACGGAGAGCCCCCACGCCGGCGGAUACGACCUCGUCGUCGGCACGUCGGACCAGGGCGACCCCGUCGCCGCGGCAACGCUGCCGCGGGGCUUCAGGCACAUGAUGGUGGUGUUCGGCGGCGUGAAGGGCAUCGAGGCAGCGAUAGAAGCAGACGACAAACUGCCCGUCUCCGACCCAGAGGACCUCUUCCAGCUGUAUCUGAACACGUGUGCGGGCCAGGGCAGCAGGACGAUUCGCACGGAGGAGGCCAUCUUGAUAUCCAUGGCGGCACUGCAGCCCAAGGUCACAGCUGCACAGAGCAUGGUGACGUGACUGCUACUGCGUUCACACCCGUGAUGCGUGUGCCUUAUCAGACGGGACCCAAGAGUAUUUCCGACUGACCAGAGAGGGUGUAAACUUGAUGCGAUAUUGCAUCAGAAAGGGGGAGUGUAGUUUUAAGCAUUAUCAUCCUUGUAAAAUUGGGGUAUUUGCUUUGUUUGGGUACCCUGAUCUGUCAGUUUUAUUUUUCAAUGUUAAUGAUGAUGAUUUAUUAAAAACUGAAUUUCAAUAUGAUUUAGAGAUGCUUGUCAUGGGUGAGAUCAUCGAAGGUUUGUAAUAAUUGUGUAUGUGAGCGUAAGUGACUAAGUGAACACAUGACUUAAAUUGGCAUUGAUUAUAAUUAAGUGGUGCCAGGUCGAAGUUUCGGAUUUAGAGUUGUUAGUAUAUAUAGUAUCAUGACUAGUGGGACGUGUAGAGAAACUGGGCUGCUUUGAGAACUAAGCAGGUGACUCGAGGUGGGGAUGGCCAGGUAAUUUUCUAUUGCAUUGUGCGUGUAUGUGUAUGCCUGCGUGCGUGUGCGUGCGUGCGUGUUGUGUGAUAGAUUUUUUAGGAACAAUAACCAGACCAUGUUGUAUAAUGAGCAAGUGUCUGUGCACAGAUACCUUGUUGCUUUUUUGUAAUAAAUCGUAUGUAAAACGUUUUUACAUGGUAAAAAAU
Messenger RNA from Priapulus caudatus, 1895 nucleotides. Its product is annotated as putative methyltransferase C9orf114. The record is from RefSeq and is a predicted model, not a curated record. The transcript is spliced from 11 exons. The coding region runs from base 3 to 1232 and encodes 409 amino acids. Lineage: Eukaryota; Metazoa; Priapulida; Priapulimorpha; Priapulimorphida; Priapulidae.